UAUAUGGAACUACAAAACUGAGAUAUUCUUCUAAAAUCUUGGUUUGUGUUCAGCAGAAGAAAGAAAAUCAUACACAUAUAAGAUCGCAUGAGGCUGAGUAAAUGUUGAGCGAAUUUUAAUUUUUUGUGUGAACUAUCCCUUAAAGUUUGCUUGUCUACAGUUUGCAUUCACAUGGCCCAAAAAGCAUUAUAAGUAGGUUAAGUGUAUAAUAUUAGACAUAUUACAUACCAGGGACAGACAUGAACAGGGUUCAGGUUAGAAAUGCCCCAGAUGUUUAAAAUGUGGGGUAAAAUCUCCCUGUAGUAUAUUCUGGAUAUUGUUUUUUAAUCUCUUAUCUAUUGUUGGAUUAUAUUUAAUACUGUUCUCUUUUAGGCCUGUCUAGUUUGGGGUUUAGAAAAUGUAUUGGCCAUUUCAAUUAAUUGGUCCAACUUAAAUAUUUGACAUAAAUUGUCAACAACCUAUGUUUUAUGUGUCUUCGUGUAAGUAAAAAUGCCUCUUAAAAUCGAUGCCUGGGGCAAAUAUCACCCUGUAAUAAAGUUAUCAAUUAAAGUUAAUUUCCAAUACUGGAACAUCCCUUUGUUUAGUUAUUUCAGCAUGCAGUGAAAAUAUUUUGAUUAAAUUAAUAUGAAAUUUGGAGAUAGUUCACCCAAAAAUGAAUACUCUGUCACCAUUUAUUCACCCUCAUGUUGUUCCAAACCAGUAUUACUUUUUCUUCCGUAGAGAUGGAGAUGUUAGGCAGAAUAUUAGGGACUGACAGCCUUAGUCACCUUUUCACUGUCAUUCAAUCUUUCUUUUUUCCCCCCAAUGAAAAUGAAUGGUGACUGAGACUAACAUGCUGCCUAACAUCUCAUUUUGUGUUCCAUUGAAGCAAGAAAGUCAUACGGGUUUGGAAAGACAUGAGGCUGGGGGAUGGCGGUCAACGUGUAUUCUACCUCAAUCACCCAGGAGACUAUGAGCAGGCAUGACAUCACGGCCUGGGUGAACGAUCUGCUCAGUCUUAACUACACUAAAGUAGAGCAGCUGUCAUCAGGAGCGGCGUAUUGUCAGUUCAUGGACAUGCUGUUUCCUGGCUGUAUCAGUCUUAAGAAGGUGAAGUUUCAGGCCAAGUUGGAGCACGAGUACAUCCACAACUUCAAACUCCUGCAGGCAUCUUUCAAGAGGAUGAAUGUUGACAAGAUUAUCCCAGUAGAGAAGCUUGUCAAGGGGCGAUUUCAAGACAACCUGGACUUCAUUCAGUGGUUUAAGAAGUUUUUUGAUGCAAACUAUGACGGGAAGGAGUACGACCCAGUCCAAGCCAGACAGGGCCAGGAUGCCAUCCCCCCUCCAGAUCCCGGAGAGCAGAUCUUCAACCUUCCCAAGAAAUCCCUCCACGCUGCCAGCUCUCCCACCGCAGGAGCCACAAGGUCAGCCACUAUAACACCUAAAUCCUCCAUCACCACCUCCACCUCUCGACCCUCCUCUGCCAAAAAGAUCCCUGUGAUGUCAUCGACACCCGCUAAGGGCGAGAAGGAGCUCGAAGCUCAAGUAACACAACUAAAUGAACAGCUGAACACAUUAAAGUUAGCACUAGAAGGAGUGGAGAAGGAACGGGAUUUCUACUUUGGGAAGCUGAGAGAGGUUGAGCUGUUGUGUCAGGAGCAGGGUCAGGACAACGGCCCCUUUGUGGAGAAACUCAUGGAGGUGCUGUACUCUGCAGAUGACCAGGAGGCAGGUGGUGAAGAACACGAGGCUCCGGCUCAGGAGGAGGACGUCCCCGACGACACACAGGACGAAUACUGAACAGCUGUCAAUCAAACUGACACCCGAACAUACAUUCACCCAGCCAGUGAACUGCUUUUGGGUUAUUCAUUUCCCCUCACUCAUCACGGUUUAUUGUUCAUUUGCUCUCUUGAUGAAGGACUGAGACAAAUUGGCCAAAUUGGAGACAAAAAUCAUCAUUCACUAUUUUUGUCCUUUUUUUUUUUUUGUUUGUUUGUUUUAAUUUUGAAACCCUUAUGUACAUGUUACCUGACGACAGCUUAAAUGAUAACUACUGCACAGCGCAACUGCAUUCAAUUUUUAUUUUGGCAGAAGUGAGUUAUUUUUUUAGUCUUACCAGACUGAUGGAGCAUUGGCCCUUUUUUUUAUUCUGUUUGAUUUCUGCUCUUUUCAUUUGCUGUUUGUGUUACUCAGGUUUUAAUUUUGUCAUUUCAAAAAUAGUCCAUUUGUGCUGUAACAAUACCAUUUGUGAAAAAAACUCACCUCACUAUUAGCUCCCUUACAAAAAUUGGCUAUGGUAGCCAUAUUUGGUGCCAAAAUACCAUAGCUACUACAGUUAUUGUUACUACAAUGAAAUUAGUAACUUGGUAUUGGACACCAUUGUAAUAUGAUUAAAUGAAAUAAACUAAGAACAAAAAAAAUUAAUUAAAAUGAAACAAGAUGAUAAAAAAAGUAUUCUGAAAGCUUUCAUUUAACCCUGAUUUAUUUUGGUUUUACAGUAGUAACAAGAACUGUAUUAACUUUGGUAUUUUGGUUGGAAUUGUGGCUACAUUUGCACAUUUUUAAGCACUGCUGCCUGAAAUAAAAUGAUAAGCUUUACAGCUAAAUGGAUCGUGGUUCUAUGCAUGGGAAUAUAAAACCCAUGCCAUUAAAGAAACUUUGUUUUUUAGAGCAUUUGUUUAAUUUUAUUUUGUGGCUAAAUGUGUCUCAACUUCACAGGGGUGAAAGCCAAUCACAGUGUUUGAUAGACAGCGUUUCAUUUUGAGCUGUGCAAUCCGUACUCUGCAACUAGACAUGUUACGUUUUAUUUUAAAUGUACAGUUAUAAAAGCAGCCAUCAUCUGAAGAAAAUGAUGCAUAUUGCAAUUUUUUUAACUGUUGUUCUAAAGCACAGGUCUUAGCAGAAGAUCUUCUGAACAGAAUUUCUUGUUAUCUCCUGAUACUCGUCAAUAUUCUCCACAGGUCAAUGCUUAUGUCAUUUAUUAUUGUGUACAAUGAAAUGGAAUGUAAACAUAUGUACUGUUAAUAAUUAUAAAUAGACAAUGUGUUUUCUUUUUAUUUCCCUUACAGGAUCUCCUCUUAUGCAUUCCCCAAAUGUGUUGCAUGUUUGCAUUUUAUUUGUGAAUAACUUGACCUGCUUUUUACAUAUUUAAUAAAAAAGAAGAAAAAAAAACAUUAUUAUUAUUCUUUUAUUUAUUUUCUUAUUUGCUGUUUAAAAUCUGUAGAAUUUACUUGAUAGACUUGCGCUAAUAAACCCU
Molecule: messenger RNA, 3235 nt
Organism: Myxocyprinus asiaticus (Chinese sucker)
Lineage: Eukaryota; Metazoa; Chordata; Actinopteri; Cypriniformes; Catostomidae
Product: microtubule-associated protein RP/EB family member 2-like
Exons: 7
Coding region: 910-1779 (289 amino acids)
Biological process (GO): spindle assembly; regulation of microtubule polymerization or depolymerization; protein localization to microtubule plus-end
Cellular component (GO): cytoplasmic microtubule; microtubule plus-end; microtubule organizing center
Molecular function (GO): microtubule plus-end binding
Source: RefSeq, a predicted model, not a curated record